UAAAUGCUUUACUUUCACCUUCUUCCGCCUUAAACUUAUUUAGGGUUUCUUCCCAAACUCUCUUCUUUCUUGAACAAUUAUUCACCGAUAUCCUAUUCCUUCCAAUUCAAUUCACCAAUGGGCAAGAAGAAACCCAAGGACCCGCAACAAACUCUUCAAACCGACACCGAUCCACCCCCUUCCAGCAUUUUCAACAAGCUCUUUGGCAACGCGCCGGAACAGGGCACCGCAACCGCUGCCUCUCUAUUUUCCGACGACAACCCUUUUCGGAGAAAACCUGCUCCACUUUCUGACACAACCAACCAAGCUCACAUCCCUAACAACGGCGACGCCGAGAACCGCGAUGCCGGCGACGAGAAAAAACGCAAGAGGAACAAAGAGAAAAUUCCGGCCCUUGAUCCAGUUUCUGUAACCGAUGUUUUGGAUAGCUCGGAGAAGAAGAGGAAACGAGGUUCUGAUGAAGGAAGAGAAGGAGGCCUUGAGUUGGGUGCAGAAGCAAUUGGGAAAAGAAAGAGAAAAAGGGACGAGGUUGAAAGAGAGUGGGAGGAGAAGAGAUAUGGGCCGGUGGAUGAAGUUCAAAAGGAAGGGAUUGAGAGUAAAACUGUUGGGAACAAGAGGAAGACAUUGGAUGAUCCAGCUGAUACGAUGGUUGCAAAGGAGGGUUUUGAUGACGAAGAUAAGCUUUUGAGGACUGUCUUUGUUGGGAAUUUGCCUCUCAAGGUGAAAAAGAAGAUUCUGUUGAAGGAGUUUAAAAAGUUUGGUGAGGUCGAGUCUGUGAGGAUUCGUUCUAUUCCUUUACAAGAUACCAAGAAACCUAGAAAGGGAGCUAUCCUUGCGAAGAAAAUAAAUGAUGCCGGAGAUAGUGUACAUGCAUACAUUGUUUACAAAACCGAGCAAUCGGCACAGGCUUCUUUGUCUCACAACAUGUCACUGGUCGAAGGAAAUCACAUUCGUGUUGAUAGGGCAUGCCCACCCCGCAAGAAACAUAAAGGGGAAAGUGUUCCUCUUUAUGACAACAAGAGAACUGUUUUUGUGGGCAACCUCCCAUUUGAUGUGAAGGAUGAAGAGCUUUAUCAGUUAUUUUGUGGCAUAUCCAACCUGGAAUCAAGUGUAGAAGCUGUCAGAGUUGUUCGAGAUCCUCAUCUUAAUGUUGGAAAGGGUAUUGCUUAUGUGCUAUUUAAAACAAAGGAAGCUGCUAAAUUUGUUAUUAAGAGAAGGAACUUGAAGCUUCGAGACAGAGAGUUGAGACUCUCUCAUGCCAAAGAAGAUGCUACCCCAUCUAAAAGGCCAAACCCAUCGUCAACACAAGGUCAUACCCCUUCUAAAAGGCCAAACAGAUCAUCAACACAAGCUCCUGGUACUCCUGCAAAGAAAUUUUCAGUGGCUUCACGGUCUCCUUCUAGCAGUGUUAACAGAUCAAACAGAAAAGGCAAUGCAUCUUAUCAGGGUCUACGUGCAACCAAAUCAGAUGUGCAGAAGAAAAGCCAGGGUGGAGAAAAGCCAAAACAACGCCUGACAAAGAGACCUUCAGUGGCUGCCAGAAAGGCUAAAGCAAAAUUGCAGGAGAGUGGUGCACAAAAACAAGCAGGGUUAAAACGCAAGCUUGAUACUCGUACUCCAGACAGCACCAUGCGUAAUAAGAAAGUAAAAAAGAACAGGUAGCUUGUUUCUUAUGCGGGGAUUAUUUAGUUCUCUGGUUAGACCUUAGCUAUAGCUUGUUUCUCCAUAGUUAGAGCUUAGCCAUGGAGAAGAAGAUUUUGUAGCAUGGAUUCAAGGCAAUGGGAGAUUUCUCUUAUAGUUCUCAGUGGAUGGACUUGGCACAUUUGAUGGUGACUCAUGAAGAUGAAUCAAGAAAUCAAUGGACAGGGAUUUAACUUUGUCUCGUCAUUUAUUAUUUUAAAUUUGAUAUGUAACUUUAGUUUAUAGUGUGCUUUCAUUGGUAGGUUGUAAUUUUCAACUUUAUGCCUGGUUAUAGGCUUUUCUGCGUGCCCCCUACCUUUGGAAGGAGCAUUUUUCGAUUCUUUCACGACAACUUUUUUUAAUUAUAUUGUUUUAUACAUUAUUAUUGGGCA
Vigna unguiculata (cowpea) is the source of this 2072-nucleotide messenger RNA. RefSeq names its product RNA-binding (RRM/RBD/RNP motifs) family protein. Lineage: Eukaryota; Viridiplantae; Streptophyta; Magnoliopsida; Fabales; Fabaceae. Gene Ontology annotation, molecular function: RNA binding. The record is from RefSeq and is a predicted model, not a curated record. Gene Ontology annotation, cellular component: nucleolus.